GGAAAUAUGAAAAGAGCCGGGCAGAACCCAAACGGCACUGCUGGUUAGGCCGAGGCUUGCCAGCUCCAGCGGGGAGCAAAUCAAAGGGUUUGCUUCACUUAUCCAUCCACCCGUGAUUUUCCAGUGCUUUGGAAGUUGCAGUUCCUUCGCUAACAGUGGGAUGGGUCGGUUGCAAAAGGUUCUCAUUCCCUUUUUGGGAUUGGUUUUGGCCUUCUGGUUUUAUUCUGCGAGGGAGAAUUUCAAACCAGAGAUGCUGAAAGGGAAGCGGGUGAUUGUCACUGGAGCAAGCACCGGGAUUGGCGAGCAGAUGGCUUAUCACCUGGCACGGAUGGGGUCCCACAUUCUGAUCACAGCACGGACAGAGGCCAAGCUCCAGAAAGUGGUGGAGCGGUGCCUGGAGCUGGGGGCAGCCUCGGCGCGGUACGUCAGCGGCACCAUGGAGGACAUGGCCUUCGCCGAGCACGUGGUGAAGGAGGCAGAGGCCUCCCUGGGGGGCCUAGACAUGCUGAUCCUUAACCACGUUGGCACAUCGUACUUCGGCUAUUUCGAUGGGGACGUUGGGCACGUACGAAAGCUCCUGGAGAUCAACUUCCUCAGCUACGUGGCGAUGACCGUGUCUGCCCUGCCCAUGCUGAAGGAGAGCGAGGGCAGCAUCGUGGUGGUUUCAUCCAUGGCGGGUAAAGUCGGGUUUCCCUUCACGGUUCCCUACUCUGCAACUAAGUUUGCCUUGGAUGGAUUUUUCAGCUCCCUGAGGCAGGAAUUCAGCAUUCAGAGCGUCAACGUCUCCAUCACGCUCUGCAUCCUCGGCUUCAUCGAUACCGGUAAGAGGAGGCUGUGUGAUCGGGGCCAUCAGGGGCCGAGCAUCCAUCCCCAUCCCCGGGUCCUACCCUGCCCUUUACCUCCCCCCGCCUCUUCCCCUUCACCUCUGCCCUCUUCCUCCAGCCCUGCCAUAGCGCGAGCAUGUGCAACACAUGCUCAGGUCUGGGGGAUCCUACGAAAAUCCAGUCUCAGAACUCAUUUCCUUCCCCACGCUGCGUAAAACCAGCUGCCACGUACAGGCUGGGAUGUACUAAGUGACUGUCAGGCUGCGCCAG
Athene cunicularia (burrowing owl) is the source of this 1094-nucleotide messenger RNA. Its product is annotated as corticosteroid 11-beta-dehydrogenase isozyme 1-like. Gene Ontology annotation, biological process: steroid catabolic process. The record is from RefSeq and is a predicted model, not a curated record. Gene Ontology annotation, molecular function: 11-beta-hydroxysteroid dehydrogenase (NADP+) activity; steroid binding. The transcript is spliced from 6 exons. Gene Ontology annotation, cellular component: endoplasmic reticulum membrane; intracellular membrane-bounded organelle. Bases 161 to 1039 code for a protein of 292 amino acids. NCBI's taxonomy places the organism in Eukaryota, Metazoa, Chordata, Aves, Strigiformes, Strigidae.